Cladocopium goreaui is the source of this 2406-nucleotide messenger RNA. The record is from the annotation of a GenBank genome assembly. Lineage: Eukaryota; Dinophyceae; Suessiales; Symbiodiniaceae.
AUGCCUUGCAGCCGAAAGUGCUUGGUGUUGCUGACCCUGGCCCUGACGAGUCGUGCAGAGGACGCUGCUGGUCAUUUGCGAGGCCCUUCGAAAGAGGAUGCCCCUGCGACCCCUUCGGCCCCUGCUGACCAUGGGCUGACUGAGUUGGUCAGGUUGAUUGAGUUGCCGGAUGCGAGCGGGUUGCCAGACACCCCAGGGCCAUACAAAGAAGUGCCAAGUGAUGCUGAUGCCGGAAAGCCAACAGCUGCUGUGAAGGAAUGGAGGUCCAAAGUUCCCAAUGCCACUCAUGGCAGUUUGGGCAGCUUGGUCUCGUUGCAAGCUUGGCAGGAUUAUCAGUUCUGCAAUGUUCACCAGACAGGUUUCUUCUGCGAUGGCCUCACUCGCAUUCGUUGCUGCAAGUUGGAGGAUGGCUAUGCCAAGUGUGGUUCAGCGGCAAACUCAAGCACUUGCGGAGCUGAGAAGCCAGAGAAGUCUGAGCAGCCUAAGCAGCCUGAGUCUUCCAAGCAGAAGGCCCUUUGGUUUUAUCCUCCAGCUGGGUACCCUGCAUAUCCCGGAUAUCCCGGUGGCAGCGGUGGCUGGCACAUUCACCAGGGCUGGCAUGUCAGCACCGUGACCAUCCCCAUCAGAUGCCUUGCCACGACGAUCUGCUCAAGUAAUUUGUUGUUCGGUCCGCUGUGCCUGUGCCAUUCAUCUCAGUGUGUCGCCAUGCCUUGCAGCCGAAAGUGCUUGGUGUUGCUGACCCUGGCCCUGACGAGUCGUGCAGAGGACGCUGCUGGUCAUUUGCGAGGCCCUUCGAAAGAGGAUGCCCCUGCGACCCCUUCGGCCCCUGCUGACCAUGGGCUGACUGAGUUGGUCAGGUUGAUUGAGUUGCCGGAUGCGAGCGGGUUGCCAGACACCCCAGGGCCAUACAAAGAAGUGCCAAGUGAUGCUGAUGCCGGAAAGCCAACAGCUGCUGUGAAGGAAUGGAGGUCCAAAGUUCCCAAUGCCACUCAUGGCAGUUUGGGCAGCUUGGUCUCGUUGCAAGCUUGGCAGGAUUAUCAGUUCUGCAAUGUUCACCAGACAGGUUUCUUCUGCGAUGGCCUCACUCGCAUUCGUUGCUGCAAGUUGGAGAAUGGCUAUGCCAAGUGUGGUUCAACGGCAAACUCAAGCACUUGCGGAGCUGAGAAGCCAGAGAAGUCUGAGCAGCCUAAGCAGCCUGAGUCUUCCAAGCAGAAGGCCCUUUGGUUUUAUCCUCCAGCUGGGUACCCUGCAUAUCCCGGAUAUCCCGGUGGCAGCGGUGGCUGGCACAUUCACCAGGGCUGGCAUGUCAGCACCAUGACCAUCCCCAUCAGAUGGCUUGCCACGACGAUCUGCUCAAGUAAUUUGUUGUUCGGUCCGCUGUGCCUGUCCCAUUCAUCUCAGUGUGUCGCCAUGCCUUGCAGCCGAAAGUGCUUGGUGUUGCUGACCCUGGCCCUGACGAGUCGCGCAGAGGACGCUGCUGGUCAUUUGCGAGGCCCUUCGAAAGAGGAUGCCCCUGCGACCCCUUCGGCCCCUGCUGCCCCUGGGCUGGCUGAGUUGAUUGAGUUGCCGGAUGCGAGCGGGUUGCCAGACACCCCAGGGCCAUACAAAGAAGUGCCAAGUGAUGCUGAUGCCGGAAAGCCAACAGCUGCUGUGAAGGAAUGGAGGUCCAAAGUUCCCAAUGCCACUCAUGGCAGUUUGGGCAGCUUGGUCUCGUUGCAAGCUUGGCAGGAUUAUCAGUUCUGCAAUGUUCACCAGACAGGUUUCUUCUGCGAUGGCCUCACUCGCAUUCGUUGCUGCAAGUUGGAGAAUGGCUAUGCCAAGUGUGGUUCAGCGGCAAACUCAAGCACUUGCGGAGCUGAGAAGCCAGAGAAGUCUGAGCAGCCUAAGCAGCCUGAGUCUUCCAAGCAGAAGCCCUUUGGUUUCAUCCUCCAGCUGGGUACCCUGCAUAUCCCGGAUAUCCCGGUGGCAGCGGUGGCUGGCACAUUCACCAGGGCUGGCAUGUCAGCAGCUAUUGCCAAUCGCAUCAUGUGGGCUCCUUUUGUCGCAGUCACAGUAUUAUCCACUGCUGCAGCGAUUUUGGGCACUAUGUAGAGUGCAACUCUGCAUUCUCUGAUAGCGGCCGCUGGUGUUAGUCACUUUAGGUUUUGAAUGGUUUUGAUAUGUCUUGACAUGUCUUGAUAUGUCUUGAUCUCUGUUUUGAAUGGUUUUGAUAUGUCUUGAUAUGUCUUGAUCUCUGAUUGAUGUCUGAUUUUGCAAUUGACUGGAUUGUAAAGUUCAGAGUUUAGUCCUUUGCAAGUCUCUUGCGCCUUUUGAGCACCGACCUUGCAGCUGUACAGCACCUGUUAGUCGGUGGUUUUCUGUCACCUGAAGGUGAACCUGGGAGAAGGAUGAAGAAGGAACAUGUUC